Messenger RNA from Paramormyrops kingsleyae, 3222 nucleotides. It is a transcript of the gene sdc4, whose product is annotated as syndecan 4. The record is from RefSeq and is a predicted model, not a curated record. Gene Ontology annotation, cellular component: membrane; cell surface. Gene Ontology annotation, biological process: cell migration. NCBI's taxonomy places the organism in Eukaryota, Metazoa, Chordata, Actinopteri, Osteoglossiformes, Mormyridae.
CUAAAGGUCCGGGAUUGCGUUUACUUUAUUCAUAAGGGCGCGUAAAGCUUCAUUUGUGUUUUCCUUCUCGAUGAGUCACCACGCUUAUCUUGCAAGCCUUUGUCGUUAGCAUACUUGCGUAGUCUCCCCGAGUUUUUCCUUCUGUGCGUAUUUCUCCCUCCUCCUGGGGGCGGGUCCAAAGAAAAGGAUCAAAAUACGGUACGUUUUCUAGUACAGCUCGAUCGCGGCGCUCGAAGCGUAGAGUAUCGCAGCUCUUCACUUUUCUCAGCGGUUUAUUUUAUUUAAUCCUUCGGCGUUUAGAUCUCAGAAGGAUACAUUUGAACGAGCCACCGAUAGUUAUACUUCGCCAUCACUUUUAGCCGCUUUUUCUCGAUUGAUCUCCGGCGAGUUAUAAUCGCAGACAUGAAAAUCAUCAUCCUGCUUUUAGUUGCAUCUGUGUACGCUGAGUCGGUGAGGGAGACUGAGACGUGGAUUCCCAAGCCAAAACCUGAGGAUCUUCAGGAGAUGCUAGUCUCUUCUGGUGACUCCCCUGUUGACCCAGACUUCACAUCUGACCUGGAUCUUGAUUUCAAUAUGGAUGAUGAAGAUGAUGAGGACUAUGACAUGUCUGGUUCUGGAGAUGGAGAUCUGUGGAGCAGCAGCAUCAUUCCCACAACUAAGCUCGAUGUGAACGACAACAAGAUUCCAGAUGAGGACCAGUCGAAUAGGCCUAGGGUCCUGGUCAACGACGACGAGCUUGUAAAGAAGAAUGAGGUUGCUGAACUGGCUUCGGCGGACCGGGGGAGCCAAAUGCCAAAUGUGCUGAUGGCCCAUGCAAAUGAAGACAUCUUCAAGAAGACCGAGGUUGUAGCAGCUCUGAUUGCUGGGGGCUCAGUCGGGUUGGUCAUCGCCGGCCUUCUCAUCCUGUUGCUCUUCUACCGCUUGAAGAAGAAGGACGAAGGGACCUAUGACCUUGGAAAGAGGCCUAUUUACAAGAAAGCUCCCACCACUGAGAUCUACGCUUAGGGUCGCAUGGAGUUGUGCGACGGUGCCUUCAAAACACAACCUCUCUACUACCUGCCUUCUCCAAAUCGCCGACAGCCUACUGGUCCAAGAGGAAAAACUUCAGAUCAAUCACUGUUUUUCUUUUUUGAAAACUGAAGUUUAAGAAUUCACAAUCCAUAAAUAAAGAUGAGUGAAUGGGACAUUUCCCUUCACGAGCUGUGUGGUACAGAAAUUUUCGCAUCUUUUUGCCCAGCCUUAAUCUGAACUGUCGAGACAUGUAAUAGUCUUCCCUCUUUUAACACUACAACAUCCUUACAUGCAGAGCUUGGCAUAUCUUUGUUUUAGUUUAAAUCAUGGUGCACCCUCUUAUCUGACGCUCAGCCAUCUUAAUUAUGUGGAAACUGGUGCUACGGGGGACAGUUGGAAGGCUCUACUAUCUUAGUCACAGUAACUAAAGUUGAGCCAAUCGCACAGCCUAAUGUAUGGGUUUGAGUUGACUUGACCUAAUCCUCCUUUCCUGGAGAUCCUGUUCCAUUCCAACAGCCAGGCUCAUGUUACGGGGCAACACCUUUUUUUCUUUUUAAUGAUGUCAGGGUAUAUGUGUCCAUGUUGUACUGUUACAUUUGUAAAUUGAUUUUAAAUUGUAUUGAUCAUAAUGUUUUGACUCCCACUACAAUAUUUCAAAUGAGUUAAACUUCAUUGUAAAUGUAUAGCCAUUUGUAAAUUAAUCUAUUCCAGUUUUCUACUUACUAAAUAUUUAAAUACCAAAAUAUUAUUUUUCCAGUUCCCAGUGUCAUGUUUCUUUCCAGUUAAAAAGUCUUUACAUCAGAAAUGAUUUGCUAGAAACUACCAAUGCCAGUAAUAGUUGCCAAUACUAACUACUUUAAAAUGUUUUUAUUUUGUGUUAGUAGAUUUUUUUUUUUAAAUUUUAUUUAUCUGUCAAAUAUUGCUUUUUCAGGUUGGGAUAGCUUCCCUUUAAGCUGUUUAUGGUGUUUUUUUUGUUUUUUAAUAUACACAAGUUUAAAUUUCUGAAGCAAAACUGCUGCUGUUUCUUAUACGCAACGCUUUUAUUUUUGUAGAAGGAAAGUAAAUGUUCAGGGCUGCUUCGUACUGGAGCCGUGUCACUUGCAAGGAGGAAAAACAUUAUAUAUCUGCUGCUUUAAGUGUUUUUUUUUUUUUUUUUUGUCUACAGUAGAUGUGAAUCUCUCCUCUAGAGAAGUCAAUGAAUCAUUGAUUUCAUAUAACAGGUUCUGAUCUCUUUAAAGCAUUUUAUGCUUAUUUUCUUCUUAUAAAUUAUUUGACUUUUUCUUCAUGCCCAGUGGCUGGUGUUUUUAUCUGCAAGUGUUAAAUGGAUUAAUCUUAAAAUCUGUCUCACAAGACCGAUUUUUUUUAAAUUGUUUUUUUUUUUUUAAGUAAUUGGUUCUUGGGUAUUGUAUGGGGGAGUUGGCCUCCCCUUAAGUUUUAUUGUCCCCCAUGGGUCACGUUUUAUGGUGGACUGCCUGCAUUGCUAAUAAAUACCGACAAAGCUCUUGGUAGUGGGGUGGGGGGGGCGGGUGUGAAUCCCUAAUUGCAAGGGAGCGUUCAAAAGGUACAGAAUGUCAUCCGUAUAAUACUGAUAACUGUGUGUAUGUCGGGGGCAGUACGAUUCGGUCGGUGUGAUCUGCAGAAAUCUUAUUCCUAUGAGUCUCCUGUGCCCCUGACUAGCUGGUCAGUCCCAUCUACGCCAAUUCUGGCGUGUGAUUUAUUUUUUUAUAUUUUUAAUAACUAUCACCACUGGUCUCUCAUCCUGUCUGCAGUGGGUUUGGUUUUCCGUUUCUGAAUGAAUCGAGGCCCUUUGCCAAAAUGUGGUUUUGCGGGGGUUGAAUAAUGUCUUCUGUGAGACAAGCUCUCUGACAACUAUGGUAGAUUUUUAAAAAAAUAAUAAACGGGAAACACUGCAGUGAUCUGUUGUACUGUAAAUGGUCUAUAAAACACCUUAUGCUGUCAUGUACUUGUCUGCUCACUGAUUGAAUGAAAAAUUUUAUAUUUUGUUAUUUCAUAUUUACCGUUUUAUACUGGCAUAUCUAAGCUUUGCAUAGUCUGUGGAGCCACAUCGUCGCCUUGGCUGAGAAAAAAAGGCGUUAAUGUGAGAUGCAGCGUGUCCUGCCUCUCAGUGACCAGCGAGAUAACGUUUGUACAUACUGAAAUCUUUAUUCUGUUCUCUUGUUGAUUUUAUUAAAUAAUUGAGGAAAAAAAAUG